Molecule: messenger RNA, 2070 nt
Organism: Diorhabda carinulata
Lineage: Eukaryota; Metazoa; Arthropoda; Insecta; Coleoptera; Chrysomelidae
Product: facilitated trehalose transporter Tret1-like
Exons: 2
Coding region: 128-1522 (464 amino acids)
Biological process (GO): transmembrane transport
Cellular component (GO): membrane
Molecular function (GO): transmembrane transporter activity
Source: RefSeq, a predicted model, not a curated record
UUUUAUUUUAUCACUUUCAUUUAAAUUAGAAAUUGAAAUCAAUAAUAAGUACGGUCAAUCAUUAUACAUUCAAUUACUAUAAGAAACACCAAACAAGACAACGAAUUUGUAAAUAAUUUUUUUAAUUAUGUUCAAGUGCAAGCAUACUUCAUUAUUGAUAGUCGCUGCAGUGAAUCUCUUGGCAACCACGGGCGAUAUAACAACGUCAUGGCCGUCUCCGGUAUUUCCAAAACUAUACUCGAACGAUACAAGAAUAAACCCUCUGCCAAAGCCAAUGACAAGAACCGAAGAAUCAAUUAUUGGAUCUAUUCUCAGUAUAGGAGCAUGUAUCGGACCGAUUUUUCUCAAUUUGAUCAUCCAUCCGUUCGGAUAUAAGAAAACUUUAUUGUCUUUAGCCGUUCCGCAUUUUGUGUCAUUUUUAUUAUUGGGCUUUACCAAACGGAUUUAUUAUUUUUACAUAGCUAGAUUUUUAGCGGGGUUGUCAGUUGGUGCUGGUUAUUCACUCUUUUCCGUCUACGUGGGAGAUAUAGCUGAUGAUGAAAAAAGAGGAAGAAUGGUACUUGUUACUAACAUAUUUUGGUCGGCUGGAAGCCUUAUACCACUCGCUAUCGGACCUUAUACAUCCAUAUCAAAUUUCAAUCUGAUUUUAUCCUACUUACCAAUUCUAUAUUUCAUAUUAUUUUUGAUAGUGGGUGCAGAGAGUCCCUACUAUUUGAUGCGAAUGAAAAAAGAAGAAGAAGCCGAAGCUACGUUGAUGUAUAUAAAAGGAUGUGAUAAAAAAGAUGUUGCGGAAGAAUUGCGAAAAAUUUCCGAUUUUAUAGAAUCAAGUAAAGACGCUAAAUUGAGAGAUAUAUUAACAGAUAAGAUUAUGAGGAAAAAUUUGUUACUUUGUUGUACGUUAAUAGCAACACAAGAGCUCGGAGGAUAUUCGUCGAUUUUGUAUCAUUUAGAAUUAAUUUUUCGAUAUGCCGAAUCGAAUAUACCGGCAGAUAAAGCAGCUCUGGUAGUCGGUUUUGUUUUAUUCACAUCGAGUUUCGUUGCUCCUUUUUUGGUAGACGUUGUUGGAAGAAGGCCGUUACUUAUUACUUCGUGUAUUGGUAUGGGAACCUCUUUAGCACUGUUAGGAUUCUUUUUUCAUUAUCAUAAUACUCAUGCUCAUGUUCACGUUAUUAGAUUCGUACCUCUAUUGAGUUUGGUAUCAUAUAUAAUAAGUUUCAAUGUAGGUAUUAAUACCGUUCCGUGGACUUUGGUUUCCGAAUUAUUUCCUAGCAAAAAUAAACAAGCUGCUUCUUCCAUAGCGACCUCGUUUUCAUGGUGUGUUACGGCUAUCGUUACAUUCAGUUAUAAUUAUUUAGUUACCAGAUUAAGUAUAUUCGGAACAUUCUGGCUUUUUGCUGGGUGGUGUUUUGUGAGUUGUUUUUUCUGUUUUUUCUUCGUGCCUGAAACUAAAGGUAAAAGUUUUACCGAAGUUCAAAGAAUGUUAUAUAAGGAUUCCUCUGUAAAUAAACAAGAAUUAUUCUAAGUUGUUCUUAAAAUAUUUCAGACAAAUUCGAAUAUUUACGUACAUUUUAUUGUUCAAGGAAUACCUUGUUGAAGUCUUCUAAGGUAAAUUCCAAGACUUACUACAGCAUUCUAAAUAAUUAGCCCUUUAAUACAGGCAGAAAUAUAAACAAAAACCGACUAUUCUAGUCUGUAAACUCAAGCAUAUUAUAUGAUAGAAAUUGUUGUAAUAUAAAGACUGAUCACUUAAUAAAUCGUAUUCACGCUCUGAGUAACUAACACCCCCUUCUUCGACAUUAAUUGCCCUCCCCUUUCCACGCGUUGUUUCUGAUCGAACGAUUUACCUUGAAGAAAAAUCUGCCUAAUGCCGGCCGAUGAUUCAACCCCUUUCAAAGCCGGUGAAUUGACAAAACUCCAAGCUCUUGAUUUUCUAUUAUUUUAUUUAAGCAAUUGCGAUGCUAAAUAAUUGAAAUUUAGGGUAUUGCGUUUCCGAACUAUUCGUAAUAACUGGAUAGAUAAUAUGAUGUUAUAAAUAUUUAUUAUUAUAUAAAUAAAUAAAUUAUGAAUAAA